Molecule: messenger RNA, 1183 nt
Organism: Phalaenopsis equestris
Lineage: Eukaryota; Viridiplantae; Streptophyta; Magnoliopsida; Asparagales; Orchidaceae
Product: vesicle-associated protein 1-1-like
Exons: 8
Coding region: 214-936 (240 amino acids)
Biological process (GO): endoplasmic reticulum membrane organization
Cellular component (GO): endoplasmic reticulum membrane; plasma membrane
Source: RefSeq, a predicted model, not a curated record
CUACAGAAGGUAUCCGGGAGUUUAAGCCACUUUCCUUGUUGCUCCGGAGCCUCUCCACUCUCUCGAAAUCCCAAAUUGCUGCAGUGGGAGUUUAAUUUUUUCUUCUACUGGCACCUUUUCCCUCUCCUCUUCCGUGCUUCAACAAAUUUCCUUCUUUGUUUCUGCUGCAUUUUUUUCAUUCUAUUUCGCGGUUGGGAGUUACUCGAUCUCGACAUGAGCGCGACGGACUUGCUUGGAAUUGAGCCGCUGGAGCUUCAAUUUCCCUUCGAGCUAAAGAAACAGAUCUCGUGUUCUCUCCAUUUAACAAACAAAACCAAUGAUUAUAUAGCAUUCAAGGUCAAGACUACCAGUCCGAAAAAGUACUGUGUGAGGCCUAACACUGGGAUUGUAUUGCCUCGAUCCACAUGCGAUGUUGUUGUUACUAUGCAGGCGCAGCGGGAAGCUCCUUCGGACAUGCAAAGCAAGGAUAAGUUUCUUGUUCAGAGCGUCAUCGUGAAUCAAGGUGCCGCUUUGAAAGACAUUACUGCAGAAAUGUUCUCUAAAGAUUCAGGCCACAUUGUGGACGAGGUUAAACUGCGUGUAGUCUAUGUUUCACCACCUCAACCUCCCUCGCCAGUUCCAGAGGGAUCCGAGGAGGGUUCAUCGCCUAGGCCGUCUGUGUCAGAUAAUGGACACAUUACAUCCUCGGAAUUUGCUGCUGUUAAUACGACAAGAACAGCAGGUUUUGAGCCAAAAGAAAGAUCUUCUGAGGCAUCGGAUUUACUAUCAAAGUUGACUGAUGAGAAGAACCUUGCCGUUCAACAGAACGCUAAGCUCCGACAGGAAUUGGAGCUAUUGAAGAGAGAACUGAGCAAAAAGCAGGGCGGCUUCUCCUUCAUUGUUGUGCUGGCCAUAGCUCUUUUGGGCAUUAUUCUCGGCUAUCUCUUCAAGUCAUAGCUCUCAACAAAGAAAGUACCCAAACAAGAAAGGAGCUGACUCAUUUCUGAACAAAAUAUUUAAUGUGUUGUAGAUUUUAGAGCGCCUUGACUCAGAUUUAUUAUUUGCAAAAGAGUCCACAGAGCAAACCAAUUAUGUAUUGUUCCAAUUCCACAGCUUCUUAAUUUUUUUUCUUACUUUCUAUUGAUCUUUAGUACUGAGUCAAAGAUUGAGCUGUUUGUGUCAGUUUUUGUUAUCCUUUCAUUGA